Messenger RNA from Zophobas morio, 1236 nucleotides. RefSeq names its product trans-1,2-dihydrobenzene-1,2-diol dehydrogenase-like. NCBI's taxonomy places the organism in Eukaryota, Metazoa, Arthropoda, Insecta, Coleoptera, Tenebrionidae. Gene Ontology annotation, molecular function: nucleotide binding. The transcript has 4 exons. The record is from RefSeq and is a predicted model, not a curated record. The coding region runs from base 92 to 1093 and encodes 333 amino acids.
UUGAAUGACCUUUCACCCAUUUAUGUAACUUAUAAGCGAUAACCUUCAUCCACUUCAAAGACAUUCAAGUUGAGCACACAGAAAGAACAACAUGGCAUUGAAAUGGGGUAUAGUGUCUGCUGGAAGAAUUUGCCACGAUUUUGUCACCGCGGUCCAAACUUACCCAGAAACGGACCAUAAAAUCGUCGCAAUCGGAGCCAGAUCUUUAGACAGUGCCCAAAAAUUCGCCACCGAACAUAACAUUCCCAAAGCAUAUGGAGGAUAUGAAGGGCUCGCCAAAGACAAAAAUGUUGACAUUGUGUAUCUUGGAAACCUAAACCCACAACACUUCGAGGUGUCUAAGCUGAUGCUAGAGAAUGGUAAACACGUUCUGUGUGAAAAACCUUUCACCAUGAACGAAAAACAAACCCGUGCUUUAGUCGGCAUUGCCCAAAGGAAGAAACUCUUCUUAAUGGAAGCGGUAUGGUCCAGGUGUUUUCCGGCGUACAAAGAAAUGAAACGUUUGUUGGAUUCUGGAGCUAUCGGCGAUGUGUUGUUUGCUUCGAUUCAUUUUGGCCAUGCUUUACAACACGUUGAUAGACUCAAAGCUGUAGAGUUAGGAGGCGGCGCCAUCUUGGAUUUGGGGGUUUACAUCCUCCAGUUCCAGCAAUACGUGUUUCGUGGUCUACGUCCCAUCAAAAUUGCUAUAAAUGGGCAACUAAAUGACCAAAAAACAGAUGAAAGUGCAGCUGCUAUUAUAACAUAUCCAGAGGGUAAAAUGGCGGUGGUUAGUACUUCGGCACGUAUAUCGUUGCCAAACGAAGGCAUUGUUGUUGGUACUAAAGGUACAAUUCGCAUGCCUGACUUCUGGUGUCCUACUAAACUUAUAACCCCUGAGAAAACAUACGAGUAUGAGUUACCCCAAACUCCAGUCCCUUUUUUCCACAAGAAUAGCGCUGGAUUAGCGUAUCAGGCGGAAGAGGCACGACAGUGCAUUAAAGCUGGUAAGAUUGAAAGUCUUCAUAUGCCUCACCAGGAAUCAAUUGAGUUGGCGCAGCUAAUGGAUCUAAUGAGGAAAGAAGUCGGAGUUGUGUUUCCGCAAGAUUUUGAAUGAAAAAUGGUUUUGUUAAAUAUAUUCAUCUACGUUGUCUCUUACUUUGCAGCGCAAAAUAAUAAUUCAAACGUUACUUCACUGUUUUGAAAGUUUAUUGUCUCACUUACCUUUGUAACAUACAAACCUGAAAAUAAAUAAAUAUA